AUGAAGGACCUUGGUGCACUUCAUUAUUUUUUGGGAGUUGAAGUCAGUUAUGUUUCCGAUGGCCUUGUAUUGCACCAAUCUAAGUAUGCUAUUGAUCUACUUGAUCGUGCAUUAAUGAGAGAUUGCAAACCAACUCAUACUCCAAUGACUCAAAAGUUCAAAACAGUCAUGGACUCAACAGCACUUUGUGAUCCUCACACCUAUCGAUCUCUAGUUGGUGCAUUACAGUAUUUAACACUAACACGUCCUGAUAUUUCAUUUAGUGUUAAUUAUGUUUCUCAGUUCAUGCAUGCUCCAACACAAGACCAUUUCACAAUGGUAAGACGGAUUCUGAGAUAUGUGAAAGGGACUGCUCAUCAUGGUUUGCAUAUUCAAAACUCCAGUACAUUGGACCUUUAUGCCUUCUCGGAUGCAGAUUGGGCAGGAUGCCCACAAACACGACGUUCAACCACUGGUUUCUGCACUUACCUUGGCAGUAACUUAAUUUCUUGGAGUGCAAAAAAGCAACCCACAGUCUCUCGUUCAAGCUCAGAAGCUGAAUACAGGGCUAUGGCCCAAACUGCUGCAGAAAUCACCUGGCUUACCUUCAUCCUUCGUGAUCUUCAAGUUCCAUUGAUAACACCACCAGUUUUAUUUUGUGAUAAUCUCAGCUCCUUGUUCAUGACUGUCAAUCCCGUGUUUCACUCUAGAAGUAAACACAUUGAGUUAGAUUAUCAUUAUAUUAGGGAGAGAGUUUCUCUUGGUUUGUUAAUCACUCGGCACAUCUCAACUUCAGCUCAGAUUGCAGAUGUUUUCACUAAGCCUCAAACAAGAUAUGAUUUGGACAGACUCAAGAACAAACUAUGCCUUGUUACCACGCCUAGUUUGAGGGCGGAUGAUAAUAUUCACCUUUCGAUCAACACCAUUCCUGAUAUGGAAACCAUUAGUAUGGAAAGCAGCAUGACAAAUAUGGAUGCCAAGAGUGUAGUAAAGAGAUUGUAG
Juglans regia (Persian walnut) is the source of this 981-nucleotide messenger RNA. RefSeq lists its product as uncharacterized. The record is from RefSeq and is a predicted model, not a curated record. Lineage: Eukaryota; Viridiplantae; Streptophyta; Magnoliopsida; Fagales; Juglandaceae. The coding region runs from base 1 to 981 and encodes 326 amino acids. The transcript has a single exon.